UACAAUCUAACUGGGGACCCACUACAGGUGUUGGCUAUAUCACCUUCCACAACGCAAAAAGCCACCGACUUUAUCGAACCCAUUUCAAUAUUUUGCAGGGGUUUUACGAAAAGAGGUGGGCUUGACUCGUUAAAGGUCGAGCAUUUCUACUAGUGGAAGAAAGAGUGGUGCUUGGUCAUUGAUGCUUGUAAAACUAGGAGUGAAUUCUGGGUUUGGUGCAAAGAGUUGUAUUUAUAUGCUGGCUUCUUCAGCUGUGUUGAGAAGGCAACAGUUGGUGAUAAGGUGUCUUGGAGUUGGAGGUUACAGUAAUCAUAACAUUAACACUAAUCAGAAACCAAUGCAAGGAGUUGGAUUCAGUAGUGGAGCUUCUUUGGAGGCUGAUGUUGAGAAUGUUCUGAGGGCAAUCACACCGACCCUUGAUCCAAAUAGACACAAGGGUCAGGCUGGAAAUAUAGCUGUUAUUGGUGGGUGCCGUGAGUACACUGGUGCUCCAUAUUUUGCUGCUAUCUCAGCAUUAAAAAUUGUAAGUUUGAUAAACGAAAGCAUAUCCUUUUCAUCUCAGGGUGCGGAUCUGUCCCAUGUUUUCUGUACAAGAGAUGCUGCUUCAGUUAUAAAAAGCUACAGUCCUGAGUUGAUCGUACACCCAAUUUUAGAAGAGUCAUACAGUGUUAGGGAUGAGGACAAGAGCUUUAUCUUAGAAAAGGUUCUUGGUGAAGUUGAUAAGUGGAUGGAAAGAUUUGAUUGUCUUGUAAUUGGUCCGGGCCUUGGAAGGGACCCAUUUCUUCUGGAUUGUGUUAGCAAAAUCAUAAAGCAUGCAAGACAGUCCAAUGUUCCAAUUGUCAUAGAUGGGGAUGGACUCUUUCUUAUUACAAACUGUCUUGAUCUUGUAAGUGGAUAUCACUUGGCUGUCCUGACUCCAAAUGUAAAUGAAUACAAGCGACUUGUACAAAAAGUUUUGAGUUGUGAAGUAAAUGAUGAAGAUGCACGUGAGCAAUUACUAUCUCUUGCAAAAAGGAUUGGUGGUGUCACUAUACUUAGGAAAGGAAAAGCUGACCUCAUUAGUGAUGGUGAGAUAGUUGAAUCAGUGAGCAUAUAUGGUUCUCCUCGAAGAUGUGGUGGACAGGGAGAUAUACUUUCUGGAAGCGUUGCUGUAUUUCUUUCAUGGGCCCGUCAAAUUGUCACAGAUGAGAAUCUGAGUAUCAGUUCCCGAAACCCCACAAUGUUGGGUUGCAUUGCUGGCUCCACUUUAAUGAGGAAGGCUGCAUCCCUCGCUUUUGAGAAUAAGAAAAGGUCAACUCUUACUACUGACAUCAUAGAAUGCUUGGGAAGAAGUUUGCAGGAUAUUUGUCCAGUUCCCUGAUGCUGUUAAUCUUCUGCUGAUAGAGUUGCAUGUACCGACAUUCAGAGACCCUCAAUUUCAGUCGCUUCGGUUGACCAGAAUCACAUUUCCUUGGUUUCCUUCACACCCUUUCCAAACUUAAAACUCUUUUCUUUUCUUUUUUCCCUCUUUUUCUCGUUUUUGGUGAAAACAACUUCUCUUGUAUAUAGACUGUUUUGCUUAUUAUGACAUUAUCAGGAUGAAUAUUUCAUUGGCGUCUAAAUCUCUGCGAAGGAAAUGAUGUUAGCCAUAAGCCUCUGUUA
Molecule: messenger RNA, 1641 nt
Organism: Rosa chinensis
Lineage: Eukaryota; Viridiplantae; Streptophyta; Magnoliopsida; Rosales; Rosaceae
Product: ATP-dependent (S)-NAD(P)H-hydrate dehydratase
Exons: 12
Coding region: 182-1360 (392 amino acids)
Biological process (GO): metabolite repair
Molecular function (GO): ATP-dependent NAD(P)H-hydrate dehydratase activity
Source: RefSeq, a predicted model, not a curated record